Messenger RNA from Pectinophora gossypiella (pink bollworm), 4608 nucleotides. Its product is annotated as WD repeat-containing protein 6. The transcript has 5 exons. Gene Ontology annotation, molecular function: protein binding. Gene Ontology annotation, cellular component: cytoplasm. Gene Ontology annotation, biological process: tRNA methylation. Bases 193 to 3192 code for a protein of 999 amino acids. NCBI's taxonomy places the organism in Eukaryota, Metazoa, Arthropoda, Insecta, Lepidoptera, Gelechiidae. The record is from RefSeq and is a predicted model, not a curated record.
GAGACUCAAAACAGUGACCUUAUUUCGAACUGAUAAAAAUGUUUCACCCACAUCACUAUAGCUGUCAGAGACGCCUUUCGCCAUGCGUGUUUGUUUACUACUUGAAUUUGUGUUCGGGGUUGUGCUAGCGGAUAGUAUUUUAGAUUUUUAUUGUAAAUCAAAUAGUAUUCAUACAAUUUAUUACUAUUCAAAAUGUCUCUAUUUACCCGUACGGACGUAACCGCAGUAAAAUUAUAUCAAAACUAUAUUUUUUCUGGUGUUGGCAGUUUCGUCAAUGUUUACGAUAAGGUGUCUGCGAAGUUAUUAAUGAGAAUUGAAGGUCUUAAGAGCCAGAAAAUAUAUGGUUUUGUGAGUUCCAAAUUUGGGGAAAGAAUGUUAAUUUUUGGUGGUAAACAAUUUGCAGUAUUGACUAUAGGAACCUCAGAAUCGGGUAUUGAACUGGAUAGAGUUGUAGACCCGAUAAUAUGUGACGACUGGCUUCAUUCUGCAGUUUGGAUUGAUCAUGACACAGUCGCUCUACUUACUGCACAUAACGUUGUUCAAAAAUGGAGCAUAUCCAAUAAAGUCGAGUUGUCCAGCCAUCAUAGUAAAGACAACUCCAUCCUCUACAGUGGCCUGCUGUUGCCGGUGCAGGAUGACCUGGUGGUGUUUGCCGGGACCGUGUUCUCCGUCGUCAUUAUAUACCGUUGCGGUAGCAGUACACCGUUACACCAUUUAGAAGGACACCGGGGUGUCAUAUUCUCAAUAUCUUGCGAUCCACAAAAAGAAAUCAUUGUGACGACAUCAGACGACAGAUCAGUUCGCAUUUGGGGAAUCCAUAACAAACUUGGAUAUCCGAAGAACACCCUAGAUUAUUGGGACAACGUUACUAUUGAACACAGGAAUAAAGUAUAUGGACACACAGCCAGAGUUAUGAGGAACUUUAUAACCGAGAAAUUAAUUAUAUCCGUUGGUGAAGACUCGGCUAUAUGUUACUGGGAUGUCGAAGGUACAUUGUUGCGGAAGGUAGACUGCCAUCAGAAUGCGACGAUCUGGUCUCUUGACGCCGACGAGCGGCAUGUAGUUACUGCUGGAGGCGACAGCGGUAUCAUCCUCCACCCACUCACAGCAGCAUCUGACUGCAGUCAAAAAGAAUCUCUCAACAUUAUAGAAAAUCCUAAAAUGGUCAUCUUUACUGCUAAAAGACAUAUAAUAGUGAUAAAUGAAAGCAAUAAACUGGUUUAUUACAAUGUUGCUGAGAAGAUUAAAUCAGUAGAAGAGUUAAACCAUGAAUCUACAUAUAAAAUGGUUGCUAUGUCAUCCUGUAGGGAACUGAUUGCCAUAUGUGACAUGACUGGGAAAGUCAAUAUAUUCAGUGAAAGUAACACAGGGACAUGUCUUCAAAGUGUUGUAGAUACAAAUGUUCAGCUUGGGAGGUUACGAAGUCUCCAUUGGGUUGGUAACACUCAUUUAGUCUUCUGUAAUGAUGACGGUGUUAUAUCUGUCUUUAAAAUGAAAGAUCAACUACUUAGUUCAUAUGGCACCUUUACACUACCAAGUAGUAAAGAAAAAUGGCUGACUGCCUGCGCUAUAGACUUUAAAGAAGACAUAUUACUAUGCAGUGAUAGAUGUGGUAAUCUACACAUAUUUAAGAGACAAGAAUCUAAACCAAUUAAGACAUGGAACAAAGCCACAUGCCGAUACGGAGCUACUUCUAUUAUAGUUAAAGAAGAUGUUAUUUUAACAACAGGCAGAGAUGGGCAUGUUAAUAUUUUCCAAAUAAACUCUAAAGACUUGACCCAAAGCGGUUAUUUAUCGUCUAAAGAAAUACAAUUUCAGUGGGUAGAGAAAUUCUUGGACAGUGAACAUAACUUGUUAUGCGGGUUUCAAGAAAGGACGUUUGUUGUUUUAAAUCUGAAAACUGAUACGAAAAUUGUAGAGUUUGAAUGUGGAGGAGGACACCGGUCAUGGGAUGCCGUACACUACUGGACAGAGGUCAGUGGAAAAAAAGAAGAAUAUAUAAGAAUGAUCUACAUAAAGCAGUCUACCAUAAACUCCGCUACAUUUGAACUUAGUAAAAUUCUAUCCAAGAAUAUUGUAAACGGAUCACAGUCUAAAGCUAUCAACUGUUUGAAGACCUAUAAAACUCACUUAGAUAGUUCAAUGACGUAUUAUAUUUCUGGUGGAGAAGAUACUACCGUUCGCUUGUCUGGUGUCAAUAAAGAAAUGGCUUUUGAAGAUUUGGUGACUUACAGGCAAUUGUCGAAUAUAAGGACUCUGAAAACGUAUCAGGUGGAUAAGAAUCGUCUUCUAGCCAUAUCAGCAGGCGGGAGAGCACAAAUCUGCAUAAACGAAUUCAAAUUUGAAAAAUGUCACGAUCGUAUUAAAGUAUCAUCGCAAGAAUUAGUGAAUUAUAUGAUAAAGGGCUCGGAAUUGGAACGGAAGAGGAAUAAAUCAAAUAGCGAGAAUGAUUUCGACCCCGAGACCAGAGUCAUGGACUUGGACAUUAUUAUGCUGCACGAUUCCUUUAUUAUCUUUGCCGGUUGUUCAGACGCCUACUUACGAGCGUUCAAAUGCACUAAAAACAAUACGAUCAGUUUUAAAGAAUUUAAAGUCGAGCAAACACCAAAGACUUGCAUUUUAAAAGUGCAAAAUAUAAACGUUUUAAACAAAGAUUUGUUGGUCACAUGCACGACAAUAGGAGAAGUAGUAUUUUGGCAUGUUUUUGACCUUGCAACGGUCCGACUGGAAGUCAUCCUCUCUUUGAGACCUCACCAAUGUGGAAUCAAUUGUAUUGCAUAUAAAACCUUUUUGGACAAAAUUCUCAUCGCUACUGGAAGCGACGAUAACUCCAUACAUUUAAACCUUCUGCAAAUGACAACAAACCCUUCAAAGCAAAGAGAUAUAUCACUAAAAGUGGUACACAGUUGGUCGACGGAUAAGUUUCAUAGUUCUCAGAUAACAGGGUUAGUUUUACUAGAUAGUGUAAUGGUAUCAACUUCGAUCGACCAGAGAAUCACUGUGUUUCAUUGGGAGGCGACGGAUGAUGAAGUCAAAUGUGAAUUCGUGAGCCAAGUCUACAGUGACGUCGCGGAUAUUCAUGGCUUGGACAUCGUGGAAGCUGCGAGCGAUUCAGUAACAGUAUGUGUCUUCGGGAAGGGCAUGGAAGUUAUCCGCUUAUCAACUGAAACGGUGAAAGACAUACACACAUAAACUCACGCCCUUAAUCCCUAAUGGGGUGGGCAGAGCUAUAAGUAAUCAGACGACAACUUGCAGCCACUGUUGAUACGAAUUCCUGAUAUGAAUAUGAAGAACCUUAUGGUGACAAGGGAUCAGCCUAUCGCCCAUAACAAUAGGCUAGUUUCCAACUAGUCAAAUCAGCUACUUUUUACUAAACGUCAAAACACGAAAUUACAAUGGAAUUUGUAAGAAAAAGCACACUGUGACGUCAUAGAGAAACGUGAUAAAAUGUCGAACUUAUUAUUACGUUUUCUUGAUUAAAAUUCAUAAAUAAGUUAAAUAGGAAAAAGAAAAUAUUUUUCGUUAAGUUUUAGAUCUGUCUUUGUUUAGUAAUCAGAAUUUCAUAAUUUAUCUUUAACCUAGUACACGACACAAUUGUCCAUGAUGUUAGAUAAUAAAUAAUCCCUCUGUCGGAUUUUACGACAUGCCCGGGGAGACAAGCUGUCAUGAGCAAAAUAUAAUGUACCCACUUUAGGACUCUGUCGCACUAACAUGUAUUUGACAUUUAGUGAGACUUACAGUUAAAUUUUUCAAAAAAGUUAAUGUGACAUGGUGCCAAAGUGUAUAUACAUAUUAAUGCACCGUGACCGUACGCGGUCUUUUUUUAUACACUUUAUUCAUGAAAACAUUUUAAUUGUUAUUUAUUAUAUAAUUAUUAUUGAGUAUAAGUGACAUCUUAGCUACUAAAUUAAAUGUAACUGUAAUUAUAAAUACUGUCUUUGGCGGCGGAAGUGUUCUCCCACCCCUUUUAUCGCGCCAUCGGAGGGUCUCCCGCCUGGAAGUAAUCUAGCGUGGCCCACAUGGAAGUCUUUAAAUAGGCUCCGGACACAGGUUGGCCGCUGUAAGGAUAAUCUCUGCAGGUGGGGAUACCUGGUUGAUGGUUGCGAUGAUUGCGAGUGUGGAGUAUCACCACAAACUAUGGCUCACCUUUUGUGCUGUCCUAAGUGCCCUAACACCUGCACUAUUGAAGACCUGUACGAAGCCACUGACAAUGCCGUAAGCGUGGCCAAUUAUUGGUCAGCAAAAAUUUAGCUUCGAUCGCCAUCGACUCGCAAAGAAGAAGAUUAUAAAUACAGGGUGUUAGUGACAUCGUAACAAAAACUUUGAGGGGUGAUUGAGGCCAUGAUUCUGAGAUGAUAUCAAGUGGAAUUUUCCGUCGCAAAAGUAUGGAAUUGAAAAUAAUUAAAAAAAACACAAAAAAUUUCAGGAAUAUUCAGACUGAAAAUUCCACUUGAUAUCAACUCAGAAUCAUGGUCUGAACCAUCCCCCUCAGUAUUCGUUACGGUGUCACUAACACCCAUACCUACUUGUAUGGCUACCGUAUGUACUUGUGUGGGGUGUAAGUGACAUCGUAACGAAUACUGAGGGGGAUGAUUCAGCUGAUUAUUC